Hemibagrus wyckioides is the source of this 3864-nucleotide messenger RNA. RefSeq names its product mesoderm induction early response 1, family member 3 a (gene mier3a). Gene Ontology annotation, molecular function: transcription corepressor activity; histone deacetylase binding. Gene Ontology annotation, biological process: negative regulation of transcription by RNA polymerase II. Lineage: Eukaryota; Metazoa; Chordata; Actinopteri; Siluriformes; Bagridae. The coding region runs from base 38 to 1609 and encodes 523 amino acids. The record is from RefSeq and is a predicted model, not a curated record. The transcript has 13 exons. Gene Ontology annotation, cellular component: nucleoplasm.
GCGUAAAAAGCCCGUUUAGUAUCCGAAAGGUACCAAUAUGGCGGAGGCUUCCUUGGGAAGUACAAGCCCAGUUGGCUCUUUGUCAUCGGAAGAUCACGAUUUCGACCCAACAGCAGAUAUGUUGGUCCACGAUUAUGACGACGAGCACACUUUAGAGGAAGAGGAGAUGCGAGAAGGGGAGUCAAAUGGGAGUUCGGAGAUAGCAGAUCUGGAGAAGGAGGGGAACAUGCCAUUGGAAGAGCUGCUUGCCUUGUAUAGGUACGAACCAUCAGUCAGCACAGUCGGAGGGUCGAGUGCAGACAGCUCUUCAGUCGAACUGACGGACGAGUUACCAGACAUGACGUUAGACAAGGAGGAAAUUGCUAAAGAUCUGCUCUCUGGAGAUGAUGAAGAAACCCAGUCUUCUGCUGAUGACCUCACGCCGUCAGUGACUUCGCAUGAAACCACGGAUUUCUUUCCCAGAACUCUUCGCUCCAACGCUAUUUAUGAUGGAGAUAAAGAGUCUGAAGGUGAGGAGGACGGUCUGAAUGCAGAGGAUUCUCGAAAGGAAAUAAUGGUUGGAUCUCAGUAUCAAGCUGAAAUUCCUUCCCUUACCCGUUAUAGUGAACAUGAAAAGGUUUAUGAGAAUGAAGAUCAGUUACUGUGGCAGCCAGACGUACUAGCAGAGUCUAAAGUGAAAGAAUUUUUGCAUGAAGCCACCUUUUCCUGUUCUGAUGGUGCUAUGAGGGAUCGAAAAGGUCUCGUUAAAGACAACGAACAGGCUUUGUACGAGCUUGUCAAAUGCAACUACAAUGUCCAUGAAGCGCUUGAAAGUUAUCGCAGCAAAGAAAAGUCAUCAAAGGGUGAUAUGCUCCCAUGGACUGAAGAAGAAUGCAGGAAUUUUGAACACGCGCUUCUUUUGUAUGAGAAGAAUUUCCAUCUUAUUCAGAAACACAAAGUGCACACAAGAACUGUUGCAGAAUGUGUUGCAUUUUACUACAUGUGGAAAAAGUCUGAACGCUUUGACUUCUUUGUCCAACAAAACCGGUUUGGAAAAAAGAAGUUCAGCAGCUACCCUGGUGUAACGGACCUAAUGGACCGACUGGUGGAUGAAGCUGAGGGUCUGGUGGAUAGCUCAGGCUCUGUCUGCUCUAGCAGUAGCGGAAGGAUAGAGACUUCAGCUGACCAGCAGCUCAAUAUCCUCAAUUCCAUCACUGCCAGUGACCUCUCUGCGCUAACCAGCAGUGUGGCGUCAGUGUGCAACCCCAGUGAUGUGGGCUGCCUGGACUCGUAUAGUUUCUCACCACUUGAUGGCCUCCACCGCGCUUCCCUGAGCCACAGUGAGCCACUCAGCUUUUCUGGCAAUGGUGAUGGAGACUGCCUCAACCUCCUGGAUGCUGGUUUCUACCAUUCUGAGCUGGGGCAGCUGAAUGUGUGUGGUGAGGAUUGCGAGAGGCCCCCUGCUAAGAGGCUCAAGAUGGGCUUGCCCGAGCCCUUCCUCAACGAGCGCAGCAUGGCCGUGGACUUCACCAGCACCAAAAUGGCUGUCUCAGUUACUGACUUCAGUGACUCGGGCAGCUACAUGGCAAGCCACACGCUACAUCAGCACACAGCACUGCAGUCAGAGUGAAAACAAAAUGCCUCGCUCCACUUCACAUUCGGACCAUGUACAUAGCUGGUCACUGGAAAUUCUAUUCCUUUUUUUUUUCGUUUUCUUUCUUUCUUUUUUUAUUAUGUAUAUGAGUGUAUAUAUGUACAGAAUCCUUUUUUACUAUGACAUCAGUGAUGUCUUAUUGUACAGACCUUUAAUCUUGAGUUCUCAAGAGUUAACAGCCAUUUAUUUUCAGUCCGUAAUAUUUUGGAAAGUGUCACGCUUGUCCUGUCCGAAUACUGUGGACACCGAACCUGUGAAGUCAAAACUUUUCACGUCGGUAGUUCCCACGAGAAAAUGCAGAAAUCCCCCCCCCCUUUCUAGCUAUUCUAGCAUCUUAAUAUCCGAGAGGUGCCGAGCAGUACCCAAGCCUUGCGUCAUUUAGCAGUUUUGUGCUUACUCCAAAUUGUUUCAAAAUGGUUUCAUUUGGAGCAAAAGACUUUUUGUAAGUGGAGCCACUGUGCCUCUUAAAGGAGCACUUCUGCGCUGCAGUUACCAGUGAAUGUUCAUUGAUAUGCAUUCAGGUGGCCCUGCGAUUAAGGCUUCAGACACUCCAUUUUGAGAAAUAUACAUUACAUUUCCUUUAAAUGAUCCUUUUUAUAUCUGGUCACACAAGCUUUAUUGCAGCUGUAACUAAUAUUUGUAAAUUUCUAUUGAUCAGUAAUUAUCAUUUGUCGCACCGUAUUUGAGUACUUGCAGAUCUUUUCAGACAGAAGGAAAACUCUGCUCAACAGUUCAGGAUACGGUUUCUUUUAAACAUUUUUCUGUUUAUAUGCUUCAUUUUGCAUUCUUGUUUGUAGUGGUUGAUCACUUUGGGGGGGUAUUUAUUUUGCUCUGAAAACCAUUGGACUGCACAUUGGUCACAAACUUUAGCUGUACUCGUUUGAAUUUGUGAAAUUUGCUGGAACAUGUCCUUUUUCUGUGUUUUGGUGUGUGUUCUGUUGCCAUGAGUGACUGCGUAUUUGAAGUAGAAUUGUUUGCAUGGGAAUCUUUAGCAGUAGUUGCUGGCGUUAUUUUCAUUUUUUUUUUUUUGUUUCAUUUGUUUUUGUCUGGAUUAGCUCAUCCCUGUACUCAAUUAUGUAUAUAUUUAUAUUAAGUACAUUAUGUGGCCCCGUGUUCUCCUGGUCACUGCCAGGAUAAUUUUAUUUUUUUUCUUUCCCUAAAGACAUGGAAGGCCGUACUGCUAUACUAGAUAUCUAAAUGAUCCACAGAGCGAUUACACUAAAUUGAUCUAUGCAUUUAUUACAGUAAUUUCAACCUGCACAUGGUUAAAAAUUAUUUGAACAAACUGAGAUUGUCUUUAAAUAUUAUCUUUCAAGCCACAUAUCGAUAGACCUUCUACCCUCAUUCAGUGAGCUUGUUUAAAGCUCUGCCCUUCACGUCCCAUGCUCACACGAUUAAGUGUGUUUACCUCAAUCUGGGUUUUCUUUGUUCCUGUACUCUUGCGUACUCACAUGGCAAUAAUUUGUAAAUAUGUACAGAUGCGGACGUAAAAACCUUCCCACAUUCUCUUCCUUUGCAAACAGACUUAAACUUGAAAAUUCUGUGCUUUUGAGUCUGUAACUUGAGUAUUCCACAGAAAUGCCUUUACUUGCUUUACCGUUUAGCCGAUUAUAUAUAAAUAUAUCUAUAUAUUUUUUUUUUCUGUCGGGUUUGCUUUACAAGAGAUUUGCUUAAGAAGUUAUUUAUUUAUUUAUUCACUUACACUGCAAGUGGGUGUAGUGUGUUUGAGGAUCAGUACAUGGUAUGGGUGAAGCUCGCCGACCUCAGCGAUUCAGCGCAGUGGUCCGUGUACAAGCGCAGCCGAUAGACUUGUGCGCUCUCUCUUCACAAGGAUUAGUGAAGUAGUUGAAUGUACAGUAUUACUACGUCUUAGGGGUUUACUGAACUCAUCUGAAAAAGGAGAGAAUGUUUUGCUGGUUAAGGCACAACCCUGGUUUGCAGUUUUGCCUUAACGUACAUUACUCAUUCAGAAACCUUGCAUGUUCAAUCUACCUGGAAAAAACACUUGCAGAAACAAUGGCGCCUCAGAGUGGUGGAUGUUUCCUAGACUAAAGUCUGUGCUGAGGAUUUUUAAGAAAAGAAAGAAGUAUGGUCUGUAACAUUCAUUUCCUGUACUUGAGGCCAGAAUUCUCCAUUUUGUUUGUUUUUCUUUAGAUACUUGAAGGAUGUGCAUUGAUGCCAUUAUUUAAUACACUUAAAAAAAAACUUUAAAAAAAACAAAAAAAAAACAA